Messenger RNA from Eremomyces bilateralis CBS 781.70, 531 nucleotides. RefSeq names its product HCP-like protein. Lineage: Eukaryota; Fungi; Ascomycota; Dothideomycetes; Eremomycetales; Eremomycetaceae. The record is from RefSeq and is a predicted model, not a curated record. The transcript has a single exon. Gene Ontology annotation, molecular function: protein binding. The annotation marks the transcript as partial.
CCCGAAACCCACCUCCAACUCGGCAUCGAAUGUCACGAGCGCGGCGCCCUCCAAGAAUCUACCUACCACCUCCGUCUCGCCGCCCGCGCCGGCCUUCCGACCGCCAUGCUGCUCUACGCGCUCGCCUGCCGCCACGGAUGGGGCAUGCGUCCGAACGCAUCCGAAGGCGUCUCCUGGCUCCAGAAAGCCGUCGACUCCGCCCAGCUGGAAGUCGCGGACGACGAGGACCUUAUCAAGAAAGGCGGACCCAAAGCGAUCAACCGGGUCGACCAGAAGACGCACAAGGCGCAGUUCGCGCUGAGCGUGUAUGAGCUGGGGGUGAGCUACAUGAACGGGUGGGGCGUACGGCAGGACAAGGCGCUGGCGCUACGGUGCUUCGAGGUGGCGGGGAACUGGGGCGAUCCAGACGCGUUGGCGGAGGCGGGGUUCUGCUAUGCGGAGGGGAUCGGCUGUAAGCGGGACGGGAAGAAGGCGGCGUGGUUUUAUCGCCGGGCGGAGCGGAAGGGGGUGAGCAUGGCGGGGAAUAGUUGG